AAAGGCAAGUCCAAAAUCGUUUUGCAAACUCAGGUGUGGUUGAAGGCGAUAAAGCCCAGAAGGGAGGAGCUUCAUCACUGAGCGUCCUUCCUCCUUCAACAAUGGCUACCCUCACUUCCUCUUCGUAUUGCUCUUCCUCCACUUCCCAAUUGCUUCACCGCCCCAAUUCUCUAUUUUCUAAAUUUCCUUCUUCUACUUUCUCUCCAUUCACCCUCUCGAACCGCUCAACGCUUCUCUUAGCAGCCGCGAAGAAGAAGGACUCCGAUUCAGUUCCUGCAGUCGCAAAGGAAUCUAAAACUUCCAAGAGCAAUACAGUUGGAGACGAGGAAGAAUUCGUGGAAGUGGAAGAGGAGUUGCCUUGGUAUCAGGAGAAGGCCUUGGACCUUGUGGAGUUCUCUGGCUCCGUUACUCAAGCAAUUCCUGGCCCUAGGGUUGGCCAGAGCUCCUUGCCUUGGAUUCUUGCUGUUCCUCUUGCUUAUUUAGGAGUUACUUUUGUUAUCGCCUUCGUUAAGACUGUUCGGAAAUUCAAUUCUCCUAAAGAAAAACGCCGGAGACAGGUCACAAAAAAUGCAUUUCUCUGCAUAUCAGUAGAUGAGUUACUUGAGAAAGGAAGGGAUGAAGUAAAACCUGAGGCUCUUGCUGAAAUCGUGCAGAAGACAGGUUUCAGUGUGGAUCAAAUUCUGCGGAAGUACAUCCGUUAUGCACUGAAUGAAAAACCAUUCAACCCUGAAUUGGUUGCCAACCUGAUUCAGCUAAGAAAAGCUUCUGCAUUGGAGGAUACUCAGGUUGCUCAAAUUCUGAACGAGGUAUCAAGGAGGAUUGAGAGAGAUAAAGGUCCAGUUGUUAUGAAUAUGUCAGGUUAUACCGAGAAGGGUUUCAAGAGAAAACUAGCUGUACAGGCCCUUUUUGGCAAAAUCUUCUAUCUGUCUGAGCUGCCGGAAUUCUGUUCGAAAGAUAGCUCUUUGAGUGUGAAAGAAAUAUUUGGUGUUACAGAUGAAGAUGCUGAAAAACUAAGAUUACACACACUCUCUGAAGUUGGGGACAUGGAUUCUCUUCAAAAGAUGGCUGACAUUUCAGAUUCAGAAGCUUUAAAAGAUGACCCAUCUGAUGAAAGAAAUGAUUAAAGAUUAUUAUUGUAGUUUCUUUUCUGGGAGGUGAGAUCGUAACUUUCUCUUUUUGUCAACUUUAUGGAAGCUUUGGGAUAUGAAAUUUUUGUAGGAUAAAUCCCCGAUGUUCUUAUUUUAUGAGAUUGGAUUCUGUAGCUAAAAUGAGAUUUAACUUUGUAGAUUAUUUGAUGAAAUUGUUCAUUCUUGGUUUUAGCUUCUGAAUGAAUCCCUGUUAAGUAAGGUCGAGGUUUAUUGUUGAGGCUAAUUUGUAUUAUUGUUAUCA
This is a messenger RNA of Cucumis sativus (cucumber), 1389 nucleotides long. RefSeq lists its product as uncharacterized. The transcript has 6 exons. The record is from RefSeq and is a predicted model, not a curated record. Gene Ontology annotation, cellular component: chloroplast thylakoid membrane; chloroplast envelope. Lineage: Eukaryota; Viridiplantae; Streptophyta; Magnoliopsida; Cucurbitales; Cucurbitaceae. The coding region runs from base 102 to 1124 and encodes 340 amino acids.